Molecule: messenger RNA, 4666 nt
Organism: Pelobates fuscus (common spadefoot toad)
Lineage: Eukaryota; Metazoa; Chordata; Amphibia; Anura; Pelobatidae
Gene: SNTB1
Product: syntrophin beta 1
Exons: 7
Coding region: 237-1808 (523 amino acids)
Cellular component (GO): intracellular anatomical structure; synapse; dystrophin-associated glycoprotein complex
Molecular function (GO): protein binding; structural molecule activity
Source: RefSeq, a predicted model, not a curated record
GAACCCGGAUCUGCCCAACUCCUGGGCACACGUUGGCUGCCCUCCACCCUGUGCCCUUCCAGCUGCACGGCUAUGUUCGGCAUUAUUUGUUCUGCUUUGUUUGCUCAGCUCUUCUCGGGUUUCCCAGCUUUUUUUUUUUUUUUUGCUCCACCCCAUGGGGAUCAGGAGACACUCCAACUAUUUGACUGUGUAAAGUCCUGUCCUCACUCACAUGCUCACCGAAGAAUGCUCCCAGCAUGGCCGUAGCGGCGGCAACAGCAGCCCCGGGCAGCCGGUGGCACAGAAGUGGCUUGUUGGAAGUUCUGGUGAAGGAGCACUGGCACAGAGUGGUGGCCAACUUGGGAGAUACCUCACUGGUCCUGAGCUCCGAGGACAGGGCUGGAGGGGACAUCAGCUCCAAUGGGAUGACCAAUGGCUCCUACAGGAACCCACAAAACUCUGACUCUGGUAGCCCCAAGGGGGUGAGGACUGCCUUUACCGACCUGCCUGAGCAAGUGCCAGAAGCCAUUGCCAACAAGAAGAGGGAGGUCAAGGUGGUGAAGCAGGAGUUGGGGGGGCUGGGCAUUAGCAUCAAAGGGGGCAAGGAGAACAAGAUGCCUAUUCUCAUCAGUAAGAUCUUCAAGGGGCUUGCUGCUGACCAGACCCACUCCCUGUAUGUGGGGGAUGCCAUCCUGGCUGUCAAUGGAGUGGACCUCAGGGAUGCCACCCAUGAUGAGGCUGUGCAGGCGCUCAAGAAGGCUGGCCGGGAGGUGAUGCUGGAAGUGAAAUACAUGAGAGAAGCUACUCCGUAUGUCAAGAAAGGAUCACCGGUAUCGGAAAUUGGUUGGGAAACCCCUCCACCGGAAUCUCCGCGGUUAGGCAAUUCGUCAGCGUGCCACUCCUCCGCUCUCUCUACACCACUUCAUGGAGAUCGGAAGACCAUCCCUCUCAAGAUGUGUUUUGUGACCAGAGCUAUGACAGUCCCUGAUCCAGAAAACAGACAUCUUGAGCUGCAUUCACCUGAUGCCAAGCAUACAGUGAUCCUGAGAAGUAAAGACCCAGCUACAACUCAGGCCUGGUUCAAUGCAAUACAUUCGCUAGUCCAUGAUCUAGUUGCCAAGUCGAUAUCGGAUGUCAAAGAACAGCUGGGGAAAACUGGGAUAUCUGGAAGCCAAGAAGUCCGGCACUUGGGAUGGUUGGCAGAGAAGGUUCCAGGAGAGAACGACCAGCACUGGAAGCCUGUCCUGAUUGUUCUGACUGAAAAGGACCUCGUAAUGUACGAGAGUAUGCCCCGCAUGAAGGAAUUAUGGUUUAGUCCUGUGCAUACCUACCCACUCAUUGCCACCAGGUUGGUCCACUCGGGCCCAGGGAAAGGAUCCGCGCUUCCAGGCACAGAAUUCUCGUUCGCAACACGUACCGGUACCAGGCAGGGCAUUGAGACCCAUUUGUUCCGUGCAGAAACCAGCAGAGACCUUUCACUGUGGACGCGGUUCAUAGUACAAGGCUGCCAUAACGCGGCCGAGCUCAUUAAAGAGAUCACUACACCCUGUACCUACAAGAAUCAAGAUUGUCGCUUGGUCAUAAAUUACGAACAUGGAUUCAGCAUAACAACAGAAUCACCAGAUGGUACUUUUUCUAAGCCAAUGGCACAAUUUUCAUACGAAAAACUAAAAAUGUCUUCAGACGAUGGAGUUAAAAUGCUGUAUUUAGACUUUGGAGGUAAAGAUGGGGAAAUUCAAUUGGAUCUUCAUAGUUGUCCGAAGCCCAUCGUCUUCAUCAUCCAUUCUUUCCUAUCAGCCAAGAUUACCAGGCUGGGCUUGGUGGCAUGAGAAUGCCAAAGAUGACUUAUGGAAAGAUCAAAGGAGGUGCUGGAAGACAUUCUAAAGCUACAACAGGCCAUAGGUAGCAUCUACAAGCUGCAUCAUGUGGCAUUGGACAUUGGUGUGGAGAGCUUAGUUGAGAACAUUCUCUUCGACUUGACCAUAUGUUCUCCAGUCACAGAAUCCAGAAAGACACUUCCAGAGAGAAAUCAAGCAUUGGAUCAAUGUGUCUGGUGUUGCUCUCAAGCACUUUAUAUAUGAAAGAAACCUAUUUUGGAAUAAUCUACGUCUACCUAGGUGGUAGCUCUGUUCUGUUGCUUGAAAUAUCAACUCCUUCACUCCAGCAUGGUGAUGCAGGCCCCUAAAUCACAGCUUUGUGCAUACAGAGUUUGUUCAUAGUCUGACAGAUUCUCAGUAUCAAUUAAAUUGCCAUCCCUUCCUUUUUUUUUCUCUUUAAUUAUGAUGAUUAUCAUCAGCUAUCUAAAAAUGCUCAGAAAGGGCAGGAGAUUUGCAAGGUGCUUACCCCUGAGCUUGGCAAAAAAUUAAAGGGCUGGGUCUUUAAUCUGUCUUCCGGUUGCUGCAGGCUACAAAAACGGACUAUUGACAUUAUCAAUAGGAAUAUUUGGUAACAAAAAAUAUAGAAUUAAUAGAUGAGACAACUUUUUUUUUUUUUUUUUAUGAAAAUUUUAUAUUGCUACAUCACUAGCCAAUUUAUCUUUACCAGCAAGGGCUAAAUAGUUUUCUUCGCAGUUAUGGUUAUUACAAAAAAAAAAAAAAAAAAUGAAAUAAAUGCAAAAUAUUCUGAAUUCUGUAGUCGAAAAAUGCAAAUAUAGAAAAUCUGGACAUUGCCUUUGUAGUCACACUGCUAGGAAGGAACUGCAUGGGCAAGAUAAACAUUUUAAACAUUGGUGAGGCAAGUCCAGACAAAUAGUUCUACAAUUGGGUACAAAAAAAGCAUUUUUGAACAGUGAUUAUGGCAAACUUUGACAUUUUAGAUAUCUGUGGGCUACAUUUCCCUCCGUCUGUAGGUGCCGUGCCAAAAUAAGCCAGCACUGCUUUAUAAAAAAAAAAAAAAAAAACCCAGGUUGUGAGUACAUUAUCUCUCUCGCUCUCUUUUUAUUCACUGUGAAAAUUUAUUUUGAGUGGAUUUGACACAUUUGUAGGGAGGCCAGGCUAAUAAGUUCAAACCUAAGUGCAAAAACCCAGUUUGCCUACACACAGACUAUACUGACGCCAAUUUUGGAAUUGUAUAAAAUAGAUGCGGCACAUAGUACCGUAAUUCAGCCAGAAGUAAAACAAUGCCGACAUCAUCAUACAUUUAUAUUGAUUGUUUUAUUAAAUUCUUCUUUCCCCAAACAUAUCUCUGCACAUUUUUUGUUGUGAAAAUGUGAAGACAAUAAAAUGAUCUCUGCCUGAUAGCAUUAACAUAAUGCUAUUUCAUGUAACUAAAUUGAUGGAUGAAGUCAGCCAAGUUAUACGUGUAAAAAUCUGAUAAAAUAAUGCAGGACUUCUACAAGGGAAGCUAGUGAAUAAUAAAAAACAAUGAUGCAGUGUUCUUCACUUGGACAACUUUUGAUUUUGAAGCAACAUUUAACCAGAAAUAUAUAAAUCAUUACAAAAAGCCCCAAAAAGUUAUAAAAAUGUAAUUAAACUAUAUGACAGUAAAACCGAUAAUAAACACUACACCUAGAAAAGACUGAUUAAAAGGGAUAGAUGUAAUAACAAUAUAUUUAUAUUUGUGGAGUUUGUAAGAUAAAGGAAAACAUAUAAGAAUUAGCAUCGUUGGUAGUCUUUAAGAUUAAGCAUCAAAACUGUGGACACUGGAAGUAUAAGCCAGCUAAAUCUUGAAAAUGUAUUUAAAGAAAUUUUGAUUUUCGCCGUAUCUCCGCUGAAAUCAGAAAGGAGUAUCCCUAAUAGAGAUUUACAUUAAUUUCAAUUGCCUAAUGGCUGUAAAAGCAUUAUGGGAGAUGAAGUCCAAGUCUGGAGUGCCCUGGCCUAAACCUUUACUCACAAUGUAGCUUCAACUGAAGUGUCCAGAGAACACUUGUAAGAGUGCAUUACAAUUCUCUCGGAAAUCCGGAGUAGGAACGGACUUUCACCAAAAUAUACUGACCUUUUACCAUGAGCACUAUUAGAGGCAGAAAUGACUGGGACACUUAACACCUCCAGAUCAACCUUGGUAAAUGUCCAGCUUGCCCAUACCUUACAUCCCCAUACGAAAGACAAAGUUUAGCUCCCCCUGUAGAACGCUGUCCGGUGAUUAGUGUAGGCUCAGGCUUGUUAAAGCUUGUACAAGCAGAUGUGGCAACAAUUUAGUUAGAUCAUACAUAUUGUACAGUAGACGAGCAGAUCACCUACAUCAGUUAUAAUUAAUAUUACGUACCAGUCCAAUAAAUAAUAAGGUAAUAACUACCAAAAUAACUGUAAAACACAGGGAUAUUUACUAAAGUGAGAAUUGUCAGGAAUUUAAAGAGGAUUUUAAAGUUUAGCCCCAACUUUUGCUUAAAGGUCUAAUACUAAACAUUUUAUCAUGUCAUAAAUACAAAUACCACAUUUUGAAGACAUACGAAACAAAGCAAUCAAGUAUUUUUGCUUUUAUUUUCCAUGUUGAUCUUGCAGUCUUAACACUACUUGUUUUACGUGUAAAAAAAAAAAAAAUGCUACUGUAGUUUAAUGUUUUAACCCUUUAAAUGUUGAAUACAAUUAAUGACUACUUGACGUCUUCCUGAAAAUCGAUGCACAAUUUUAUUUUUUUUCCCUGUCUUUUUUUCACCAGCACUGAAUUGUUCUCUCAUCGGCAAGGUCUUCUAAUGUUUCUACUGCGGUGGAUAACAUUGGUACUUUAAUUUUUAAAGAUUAAAAUAAAA